AUGCUUAGUAUUUUGAAAAUUCUCCGUUUUUUUUCAAAUCCUAACCAAAAUCCUGUCGCAAAUGAUCUUCAAACAUCACAAAAUACUGAAAAACAACCACGAGGAAAUAAAUUGGAUGCUGCAGAAGAUGUCGCUUUAAUGUCAGCAUGGUGUUUUGCUAGUGAAGAUAAGGAGCGUGGAAAAAACCAAAAAAAAGCAUCAUUGUGGGCACAAAUAAAGCAACUGUAUGAUGCCGCUCGGGUUGAAAAUCCAGAAAAGCUAAAUAGCAGGAACGAAGAUCAAAUGAGAGGUCGUUUUAAACGGCUUAGUGAAAAUGCACAAAAGUGGGUUGGUGUGUACCGGGAAGCAUGGCGUCGAAGAAGAAGUGGAAUGAGUCAAAAAGAUAUUGAAAACGAAGCUCAUAAACUUUAUGAGGCGAGUGGGAAUAAGUUCAACGACAUUAUUGUUUUUAAUGAAGUUAUGUGUAAACAUGAGAAGUGGGCUUUAGAGUUAGAUCGUGACACAACACGUUCCCGUCCUGAAUGUGAAGUGGGUAAUGAAGAAAGUGGUGGUAGCUCGAAAAGAUCAAAGACUACUGAAGAAGGGGAGUAUUGUGUCCAUUCCAACCCAGAAACGCCAACUAGUGAUUGUUCAAUAGUUAAACGUCCAACAGGCAGAGAUGCAGCAAAAAAAAAGGGAAAGGUAAGGCUUCUAAUGAAAUUGUUACAGAACUUCGUGCAAUGA
This is a messenger RNA of Lactuca virosa, 723 nucleotides long. NCBI's taxonomy places the organism in Eukaryota, Viridiplantae, Streptophyta, Magnoliopsida, Asterales, Asteraceae. The record is from the annotation of a GenBank genome assembly.